AUCGCAGCCGCCGGGGCCGCGGCCGUCCUUAACGCUUCCCCGGCCGCUCGGCCGUGGCUCGGCGCCCCAUCCCCGCCAGCAGCGCCCCAGCCUCUCCCCUUCCAUCUGCUGCUCCUUCCCGCUCGAGGCAGAAGGAGUUUCCUACCCGUGUGUGCAUAAAGCCCGACUUCUCCCCUCCCUCGCUGCACCGCUAUCGCACCUUCCACCCCCCCUUCAGCCUCUCCGCCGCCUCCUCCCCGCGGGCCGGGCGGGCGCGCAGCUUCUCUCCACCCGCCGAGGAUGCGGCUGUCGCUGCUGAGCCCGUUUCUCCUCUUCGCCCUGGGCUGCGGCCCCGGCGCCGCCGAGCUGCCGGCGCCCCGAGCCAAGUGCCCGAGCCGCUGCGAUGUCUCCAAGUGCCCCAGCCCCAGCUGCCCCAGCGGCUACGUCCCAGACCGCUGCAACUGCUGCCUCAUCUGCGCCGCGGGAGAAGGGGACUCGUGCGGCCGCAAGGAGGACCCGCCCUGCGGGGACAGCCUCGACUGCCGCUACCCCAUGGGCAAGCGCUUCGCCAAGGGCGUCUGCCAGUGCAAGCUCAGCGCCCAGGUGUGCGGCAGCGACGGCCGCACCUACGACAACAUCUGCCAGCUGAAGGCCGUGAGCCGCAAGGCGCUGCAGCACGGGCUGCCCGCCGUCUCCCAGGUCCAGAAGGGAGCCUGCGAAUCGGGUCACCUACAGUUCAACAGCCCAAGAUACAAAUUCAACUUCAUAGCAGAUGUGGUGGAAAAGAUUGCUCCUGCAGUUGUGCACAUUGAACUUUUCCUCAGGCACCCUCUCUUUGGUCGAAAUGUGCCGCUUUCCAGUGGAUCUGGGUUUAUUAUGUCUGAUUCUGGUUUAAUUGUAACCAACGCUCAUGUGGUCUCAAGCACCAAUGCUAUAUCAGGGAGGCAACAGUUGAAAGUGCAGCUACAGAAUGGAGAUACCUAUGAAGCUACCAUCAAAGACAUUGACAAGAAAUCUGACAUUGCAACAAUAAAGAUUCACCCUAAGAAAAAACUACCAGUAUUGUUACUGGGACAUUCUGCUGAUCUGAGGCCGGGAGAAUUUGUGGUGGCAAUUGGAAGUCCGUUUGCCUUACAGAACACUGUGACAACAGGUAUCGUCAGCACUGCUCAGAGAGAUGGUAAAGAACUUGGCCUGCGGGACUCGGAUAUGGAUUACAUUCAGACAGAUGCUAUUAUCAAUUAUGGCAACUCUGGAGGACCUCUAGUUAAUCUGGAUGGUGAAGUGAUUGGAAUUAACACCUUGAAGGUCACAGCUGGAAUUUCUUUUGCUAUUCCUUCAGAUCGCAUCACUCAGUUUCUCACAGAGUCGCAUGACAAACAAAGUAAAGAUGGGAAGAAGCGUUUCAUUGGCAUCAGAAUGCUGACAAUAACACCUGCCUUGGUGGAAGAACUGAAACACAAUAAUGCUGAUUUUCCUGAUGUCAGAAGUGGAAUUUAUGUACAUGAAGUUGUUCCAAACUCACCUUCUCAUAGAGGAGGGAUCCAAGAUGGUGAUAUUAUUGUUAAAGUCAAUGGGCGUCCUUUGCUGACUUCCAGUGACCUGCAAGAGGCUGUGAUGAAUGAAUCACCUCUACUACUUGAAGUUAGAAGAGGAAAUGAUGACUUGCUAUUUAACAUUGAGCCUGAAGUUGUCAUGUAAAUAGAAUUGAGGAAGCUCUUACCAUAAUUAAACUCACUUAUUCUGGAACACUAGAUACCUCCUUUACAGCUACAGUAAUUAUACUUCCUGUUGACUAAUGACAAGGUGGACUAACUUAAUUGCCUGAGCCAUUUCUGUACAUAGUUGCUAGAAUUAAUUCAAUUAUGCCAUUUAUAAAAGAUUUAACUUUCACAGAAAUUUAAGAACUGUGUUCUGGGGAGUGUGAGGGGAAAAUAUAUUUUGCGUAACUAGGAAAAUGGUGUCCACUUCCAGUUCCUGAAGAUUCAGAGCAGAUUCAGUACUGCAUUUUGAAAGACCAAAAUACUACUGGAAGUGAGGAAGCCUGCUGGAAGCGGAAGUUAUUCUUAAACUGCAGUCAUGGCUGCAGCAGAACCAAGCUAUUGCAAUGCAUAAUUGAGCUUUUUCUUGUGUAACUUUUUCAAUGUGAAACUAGUAUUGACAAAGCUUGUAUUUGUUCAUGCUUCUAUGCUACACAUCAAUGCAGGCAGAUUAAAUCUGUAAAUAUCGAAAGGAACAAAAAUGGUAUCAGGCUAUAGAGUGUUACACCUAGGUCAUGCGAUUUUGGAAUAUAGUAAAUGAUUCUUAUAGAAUUAAUGCCUUAUUAUAUAUAUAAAUCAAAACAAUGUGCUGAACAAAGUUAAGUUUGAGAAAGUACAGUUUUUUAAAGAAUUUGAUACAAAUUAAUUUUGCAUUUUACUGGUGAGCUUUGCCGUAAAAUUGUUAUACUACUUUUGGCUUGUACUGUGUAUGUUUCUACUGUAGGGAGAUAAAAGUUUACACAAAUAAUAUGUUGGUGUCAACCUCUUUUUCAAACAAGAACGUCUGCUUUCCCUCUUCUGUCAGGCUGGAAUAGGCACUCCCAAGAGAAAAUUUUGUUACAGGAAGUUGGGCCCUAAUGUAAUGAAAAAGCUUUGCAGCCCUGUGGUUGGAUUAUUCUGCCCUUAUAGAGACUAUAUUUAGAAAUGCUUUAAGUCACAAGUCAUUUAUUUACCCUUUUUUCGUAUUUGAGUUGUGUUUUGAUGCCAUUUAGAGAGUAUCUACUUGAGCUUCUGUUGUCCUCAAUUCUGCCUGUACGUGACAAGAAGCAGAAAGGAAGCGCUAUUGACCCUGUUUUUACAGCUCGAGCAUAUGAGAGAUUAAUGAACUCAGGACAGCUAAAUCCAGAUCUCCUAGGUAUCCUAAACCACACAAUUUUCUUCUUUCCUAGCAAAUGUUGCUAUUGUUUCCAAAGACAUAGAUGAGUGUCUCUAUCUUGAGCACUUUCUACAGCAAGCUGUGCUUCCUGGACUUGAUUCUUGUGUCCUUAACUCCUUUUUCUUUUGAAAUAUAUCUUUGGGGCACCUAGACUCUUCCCUUUAGGUUGCCACCAUGUCUAGGCUUUCUGGCUGUACCAACUGACGUGUUUGUGACAAGCCUUGCACCUUUGGGUUUGUACAGUAUGAGGAGUGCUGUUUGGCUGUCACUGCCACUGUACAGUUACAAGGUGAAUGGGAUGUAUUGCUCGUAAGAAUGGAUAUUGUUUCUUUCCAUUGCACUAUUGCCCAUGUCUUUAAUAAUGCCAGGAUACCCAUGUUUGUGCCCAUUGAUUAAUGUUAGACAAGUUAAAAAUAUUUCCACGAGUUUGUUACUAAUUUUUUAAAUUUUGGACCAACAAAUUGUUUUGUAAGAAGACUCAAAGAGUGAUUUACUUCUCUUAUUGUGAGUGAAUCUCUUUGGCUUCCAGGUAACGUAGUAAUGAUUUUGAAAUAAAUUGCCUAACAACUGUUAUAACAACAAUACUCUUGUAAUUGAAUAAUGAAUUGAAUAUUGAAUUUAGACAAUUGAAUAUUGUCUAAAAGUGAUGUAACAUCACUAAAAUUAAAACAAUACAUUUUUGUUGAUACUGGCCAAAUGCCUUGGCCU
Molecule: messenger RNA, 3603 nt
Organism: Cuculus canorus (common cuckoo)
Lineage: Eukaryota; Metazoa; Chordata; Aves; Cuculiformes; Cuculidae
Gene: HTRA3
Product: HtrA serine peptidase 3
Exons: 9
Coding region: 280-1680 (466 amino acids)
Biological process (GO): proteolysis
Cellular component (GO): extracellular region
Molecular function (GO): protein binding; serine-type endopeptidase activity
Source: RefSeq, a predicted model, not a curated record